CCCGGUGCGAUCCAGCUGCGGCGGGGCCGCGCGUUUUGAAAGCAACUCUGCGGAUCCGGGAUGUGUGUCCUGCCCAUCCCUUCUUCUGGCCCCUUUCUUCGGAACAGAAGUCCCCUGUGGAACAGACUCUGUGCUGGGUUGGUAAAUGCUUGAGGCUCUCACAUAACAGGAGGAGAACUACAUACUGAGGCAGCAUGGAUGCCGUCAGCCAGGUCCCCGUGGAAGUUGUGCUCCCCAAACACAUCCUGGAUAUCUGGGCCAUUGUCCUCGUCAUCCUGGCCACCGUUGUCAUCAUGACCUCCCUGUUGCUGUGCCCGGCCACGGCGGUCAUCAUCUAUCGCAUGCGGACUCAUCCUGUCCUCAGCGGGGCUGUGUGAG
This is a messenger RNA of Rhinolophus ferrumequinum (greater horseshoe bat), 378 nucleotides long. RefSeq names its product small integral membrane protein 3 (gene SMIM3). The record is from RefSeq and is a predicted model, not a curated record. Lineage: Eukaryota; Metazoa; Chordata; Mammalia; Chiroptera; Rhinolophidae. The coding region runs from base 195 to 377 and encodes 60 amino acids. The transcript has 3 exons.